This is a messenger RNA of Manihot esculenta (cassava), 2293 nucleotides long. Its product is annotated as protein EXECUTER 2, chloroplastic. NCBI's taxonomy places the organism in Eukaryota, Viridiplantae, Streptophyta, Magnoliopsida, Malpighiales, Euphorbiaceae. Bases 67 to 2037 code for a protein of 656 amino acids. Gene Ontology annotation, cellular component: thylakoid membrane. The record is from RefSeq and is a predicted model, not a curated record. Gene Ontology annotation, biological process: singlet oxygen-mediated programmed cell death; response to singlet oxygen. The transcript has 11 exons.
UUUUUUUCCUCACAGGGACACCGCUCUUACCAUCCAGAUUGAGAAAACCCUCAGCGAUUCAGAGUGAUGACAGCGCCAAGUAUAUGGGGGAUGGCGCAAGCUCACCUCAGCCCCUUUUGUUGCUUAGAUUUCUCAGCAAAGAAACCCACCAAUUUCAGCUUUGUUUUUGGUUGGGGCUACACUUCUCUUCACGACUACCGCAGCAACAAGAACAAGAUGCCUUCUUCCUUUCUUAGUAAGAACCGCAAGAACUCUCUUUUCCACCGUUGCCGUUGUAGUAACAGUGACAAUUAUGACGGUAACAUUAGUGGUGCUGCUAGUUCUUCCUUGGCCUGGGAUUGGAAUAGAUGGAGUCGCCAUUUUUCUGAGGUGGAACAAGCUGAAAGUUUUGCCUCGGUCCUCAAGUUCCAACUUGAAGAUGCAAUUGAGAAGGAAGACUUCAAAGAAGCUGCAAAAUUGAAAAUGGCCAUUGCAGAAGCUACUUCAAAGGAUAGUGUUGCUGAAAUAAUGACGGAGUUGCAGAAUGCAAUAGAUGAGGAACGGUAUCAUGAUGCUUCAAGAUUGUGUAAAUAUACUGGCAGUGGAUUGGUAGGUUGGUGGGUGGGCUACUCGACAGAUUCUGAUGAUCCCUUUGGUAGACUGGUACAGAUAACACCUGGAGUGGGCAGAUUUGUUGGCAGGAGUUACAGUCCAAGGCAGUUGGUCACUGCAUCUCCUGGAACUCCAUUGUUCGAAAUUUUUGUAGUCAAAGAUGCAGAUGAAAGAUAUGUUAUGCAGGUUGUACGUCUGCAGCGUGCUAAAGGAGCUUCAACAAACUCCACAAGUUCACAUUCUAAAUCUGGUACAAGCCCAUCCACUUCCGAAGUUGAGAAGGCUUCUGCGGUAGAUGUAAAGCAAAAUGAAAUCAAGCCAGAGGAAAGUGAGGAGCAGGGGAUAAAUAUUGAGGGAGCAACUGAGGAAGGGAUAAAAAGUGUGAUAAACUUUCUUAAAGAUAAGAUUCCAGGGUUGAAAGUAAAAGUGAUGAACAUCAAUGCUGCUGAGGAAGUGAUAGAGGAUAAUGAUUCUGUGAAGCAGCUGAUGCAAGAAGAUGAAGAGCAGGCAACUAGUAGUGAAAAUUCUGAGGAUGAAAUUGAUAAGUUGGAAGAGAUUCAGCCAGAUGGAGUUUCCCUGGAAGGUGAUAGUGAUCCCUCAGAAGAUGCAAAAGAUUUAGAUAUGAAGCUUUUUAUCGGUGGAGUUGUUCACAGUGAUGAGGACACUCCUAAUAAGGAUGACUAUGUACGUUUACCUGCUGAAAUUAAUGACAUGGAGAAAGAUUCUUUUGUACUACAUAUUCCUGAGAGAAGUCUAGACUAUGACAGUAGACAAAGUAAAGCUUCUAGGAUAAAAGUGGCAGCUAUAGCAGCUAAAGGUGUUUCUGAGUUGAUGCCUCCAGAUGUUGCUAAGGCAUUUUGGGGUGCUGAUAAAGUUUCUUCAAAGGUUUCAAGAGAUGUGCGCGAAAUUGUCAAACUUGCUGUUAGUCAAGCUCAGAAGCAAAAUCGUUUAUGCAAAUACACAAAUUUCAGUAGAAUUACCACUUCCAAUAACAAUUUUGAUCCAUUUGAUUGCCUAUAUGUUGGUGCUUUUGGCCCCUAUGGAACGGAGAUAGUACAAUUGAGGCGUAAAUUUGGUCACUGGAAUGGUGUGGAUGAAAAGUCCUCAGAUGUAGAAUUCUUUGAGUAUGUUGAGGCAGUGAAACUAACUGGAGACCUUAAUGUUCCUGCUGGCCAGGUAACAUUUCGUGCCAAAAUUGGGAAAGGGAGUCGCAAUUCUAACCGUGGAAUGUAUCCAGAUGAAUUAGGAGUGGUUGCAAGUUACAAAGGUCAAGGAAGGAUAGCAGAAUUUGGCUUCCGAAAUCCACAAUGGGUUGAUGGUGAACUUCUCCAACUCAAUGGGAAGGGUAUUGGACCUUAUGUCAAAGGCGCAGAUCUUGGCUUUCUUUACGUUGUUCCUGAGCAAAGUUUCCUUGUGUUGUUUAAUCGGUUGAAACUACCAGACUAAGCCACAUUUUUGUCUCCAUUCUGAUACGGUGAGAAUUGAAGCAUCUGAUAGUGAGGAGAGUACUUGUGUAUAUAGUUUGUUGAGAAAUGCAGGCGGUUUUAUCCCACUUCGUAAGCGCUUAUACCUUAUCAUAUUUUAUUUUUGUGAGGGGCAUUUUUCCUUGUAUGCCUUCCAUAUAUAAAUUCUUUCCUCAUGUAAAUCUUCUUUGUUUGUUAACUAACCGAACUAAUAAUCAUGUAGUGCAUUUGAAGGAUCA